UGACAUUUCCCGUAUCGAAAAUGAAACUAAUAUGAAUCAUUUAACAUAAUUAAAAAUAAUUAAUAAUAAAUAGUGUUUGUCGUUUUUCAAUAAAUUUAAAAAAAAAAUGUCUCGUCAAUUAGCUCCAACAGAGCGAAAGCUCGCAGAAAAGUUAAUAAUAUUAAAUGAUCGUGGUGUUGGAAUGUUAACAAGAAUAUAUAACAUCAAAAAAGCUUGCGGUGAUGCAAAAUCUAAACCAGGAUUUCUAUCUGAUAAAACGUUAGAAUCGUCAAUUAAGAAUAUUGUACGUAAAUUUCCAAAUAUUGAGACAAAAGGUCUUCAAGCGAUCCACCCAAUUCGGAAUGAUAUCAUCAAAUCAUUAUCACUGUAUUAUUAUACUUUCGUCGAUUUAUUGGAUUUUAAAGAUAACGUUUGUGAAUUAUUAACAAGUAUGGAUGCUUGGCAAGUACAUUUAGAUUUAACGUUAAAUUUUGAUUUAACAAAAGCGUAUUUAGAUUUAGUUGUGACCUAUGUAUCGUUAAUGGUAUUACUAUCACGUGUUGAAGAUCGUAAAGCAGUGCUAGGAUUAUUUAAUGCAGCCCAUGAAAUGGUACACGGACAAAGUGAUCAAAGUUUUCCACGACUGGGUCAUAUGAUUGUUGAUUAUGAUUCUCCGCCCAAAAAAUUAUCCGAUGAAUUCGUUCCGCAUGCAAGAUUGUUAAUUAGCGCGCUAAUGUCAUUGUUCACUGUUUAUCCUGCACGUAAUUUAUCGGCUGAUAGUUGGAGAUCAGAACAAAAAUUAAGUUUAGUUGCAAAUCCAGGACAAUUAUUAAAAGCUGCUCAAACCGAUACCAUGUCUUGUGAAUAUUUAUCACUGGAUGUGAUGGAACGUUGGGUUGUUUUUGGAUUUAUGUUGUGUCAUCAAGCAUUACAACAGGAACAAGCAUGUAAAAUGUGGAUUGGUGCUUUAGAAUCGUCAUGGGUUGUGCCUCUAUUUCGUGAUGAAGUUGUUUAUAUUCAUUCAUACAUUCAAAGUUUUUUCGAUGGAAUUAAGGGCUAUGGAAAACGGGUUUCAGAAGUGAAAGAUUGUUAUAACCAAGCAGUCCAAAAAGCUGGAUAUCGACAUCGUGAAAGACGAAAAUUUUUACGUACAGCUUUAAAAGAAUUAGGUCUUAUAAUGACUGAUCAACCAGGAUUACUUGGCCCUAAAGCACUAUUAGUGUUUAUGGGCUUAUGUUGGGCUCGGGAUGAAGUAUUAUGGUUAUUACGUCAUGGAGAUAAUCCACCACAACAAAAGAGUAAAAGCAAGAAUACCGAAGAUUUAGUUGAUCGUCAACUUCCAGAAUUAUUAUUCCAUAUGGAAGAAUUACGUGUUUUAGUUCGAAAAUACAGUCAAGUUAUUCAACGAUAUUACGUACAAUAUUUAUCGGGAUUCGAUGCAAUUGCAUUAAAUCAAACAAUGCAAAAUUUACAAGUUUGUCCAGAAGAUGAAAGUAUUAUUUUAUCAUCGUUAUGCAGUACAAUUGCAAAUUUAUCUGUGAAACAAGUUGAAGAUAAUGAAAUAUUUGAUUUUCGUGCAUUUCGUUUAGAUUGGUUCCGCUUACAAGCGUACAUGUCGAUGGGUAAAGCUCCAAUGCCAAUUGCAGAUCAUCGUGAAUUAGCAUCAUUUAUCGAUACCGUUUCGUUUCAUACAAAAAUGGUGGAUAAUUUGGAUGAAAUGUUAGUUGAAACAUCCGAUUUAUCAAUAUUCUGUUUUUAUUCGAAAAUUUUUGAAGAUCAAUUUCACAUGUGUUUAGAAUUUCCAGCACAAAAUCGUUAUAUAAUCGCGUUUCCAUUAAUUUGUAGUCAUUUUCAAAGUUGUACGCACGAUUUAUGUCCAGAAGAACGUCAUCAUAUUCGUGAACGGAGUUUAUCCGUUGUAAACAUGUUCUUAGAUGAAAUGGCUAAAGAGGCAAAAAAUAUAAUUACAACAAUUUGUGACGAACAAUGUAAGAUGAGUGAUAAAUUAUUGCCGAAACAUUGUGCAAUUGUUAUAUCAGCGGUUGUGAAUCGUAAAAAGAAGGAUAAAAAUAAGAAAAAUAUUUUGGAAAUCGAAAAACCUGGUAUGGAAAGUUAUCGAAAAACACGAGAGAAUCUUACAACCAUGGAUAAACUACAUAUGGCUUUAACUGAGUUGUGUUUUGCUAUUAAUUAUUGUCCAACCGUUAAUGUUUGGGAGUACACGUUUGCACCACGAGAAUAUUUACAUCAGCAUCUAGAAAGUCGAUUUUCACGAGCAUUAGUUGGAAUGGUCAUGUUUAAUCCUGAUACAAGUGAAAUUGCUAAACCGUCUGAGUUACUUGUGAGCGUUCGAGCUUACAUGAAUGUUUUACAAACUGUUGAAAAUUAUAUUCAUAUUGAUAUUACUCGAGUUUUUAACAAUGCGCUUUUACAACAAACUCAACAAGUUGAUAGCCAUGGAGAUAAAACCGUUGCCGCUCUGUAUACACAAUGGUAUUCGGAAGUAUUACUACGCCGCGUUAGUAGUGGAAAUAUUUGUUUUUCAAUGAAUCAAAGAGCUUUUGUAAGUUUAACUGCAGAAGGUACAAUACCUUUCAAUGCUGAGGAGUUUUCCGAUAUCAAUGAAUUACGUGCAUUAGCGGAAUUAAUUGGGCCAUAUGGAAUGAAACUGUUAAAUGAAACCUUAAUGUGGCAUAUUGCGAGUCAAGUACAAGAGUUAAAAAAACUUGUUGCUGGUAAUAAAGAUGUUUUGGUGUCGCUACGUACUAAUUUUGAUAAGCCCGAAAUCAUGAAAGAACAAUUUAAACGAUUACAAAGCGUUGAUAACGUUUUACAACGCAUGACAAUUGUUGGUGUCAUCCUCAGUUUCCGACAAUUAGCACAAAGUGCACUUGUCGAUGUUCUCGAACAACGUAUUCCAUUCUUAUUAAGUUCCAUAUUAGAUUUUCGUCAUCAUUUACCUAGUGGGGAUCCAAUGCAAAUUGUUAGCGAAAUGGCAUCAGCUGCUGGUUUAACAUGUAAAGUCGAUCCAACUUUAGCGGCUGCUUUACGUAAUCAAAAAUCUGAUUCUGAUGAGGAAGAACAUCUUUUAGUAUGUUUAUUAAUGGUUUUCGUAGCUGUGUCAAUACCGAAAUUGGCUCGAAAUGAAAAUUCAUUUUAUCGAGCAUCGUUAGAGGGACAUUCGAAUAACAUUCAUUGUAUGGCGUUAGCGAUUAAUAAUAUUUUUGGAGCAUUAUUUACAAUUUGUGGUCAAGGUGAUAUUGAAGAUCGAAUGAAAGAAUUUUUAGCAUUGGCAUCGUCAAGUUUGUUACGAUUAGGACAAGAACCGGAUAAAGAAGCAAUACGUAAUCGUGAAUCGGUUUAUUUGUUAUUGGAUCAAAUUGUGCAGGAAUCGGAAUUUUUAACAAUGGAUUUAUUAGAAUCUUGUUUUCCGUAUGCGUUAAUUCGUAAUGCGUAUCAUGCGGUAUUUAAACAAGAACAGAGUAUGAUUUAAAAAAUUAUUUUUUUUGAGUUAGAAAAACGUAUGUUAAUUUAAGGUCGUUCAAAUAUUUUUUAAUGUGAGAUAAAUAAUAACAAGAUAUUUAAUGUUUCAUUAUAUUUAAAUUUCGAUUUAAUUCGAAAAUAAAAUUUGUUCGUACAAAAAGUAUUUAUUUAUGCACGUUUGAUACGUGUCUACAAGUCCGUUGUCUCAAACGUAGUGUGUGGCAAAGCGAAUCGGUGAAAAAAAUUACGCUUACGAAACGAAACUCGUCGCCUUGUUUAAUAAUUUGCUUUUCUAUGAAGUCUCACAAAAUUACGCGUAUUGUUGUUCUAACAAUGUAGAUUGUAUAUAUCUUAACUUUUUCGGAUGGAACGUUUCUUUUUGUCACACAAUGUGUAAGUAAGCGUGGACUUUACUUAUUUUACGAUUGAAAUUGUAUGCUGCUAGGAACUAAUAUUACGAAUGUCCAGGAGUUUCUAUAAAGCGGGAAUUUUUAAACCUGAGAAUGCUAGGCAAGUGUCAAUCGUCCUUCUCAUUAUUUCAAAUUGACUGAAUUCGUAUUGACGUUUAAAACUUCUAAUUAAACAAAGAGGAAGAUACUUUAAGUAGCUUCCUUGUUGAGUAUCGCCGUAGAUAUUACAUAUAAAACUUUGUUUUGCAAGAAAGAGACGGGCAACAAUCUUUGAAUGCUUAUAUCUUCUUCGUUGUUUAAUCAAUUUUAAUUUAAGGUUCGAAUUUUGUUAUGGUGUCAAGUCUACUUUUAUAUUUUUAUGGGUAAUGUGGCAAAUUCGAUAUUAGUAAUACCCAAUUAUUUGUGGAUAACUUUCAAAUAUGAAUACAGAAAAUUUAGUCAAAUACUUCAUUUCAACAACAAAAAUAUUGUGCUAGAAAGUCGGAUUCAAUGUGCAUUCAAUCUAAAGAUAUGUUCACAGUAGCGUGAGUGAUGCGUAUUUCGAUACGUGACAAUUCUUGAUUCGACUCGUGUAUUGUGGAAAAAAAAAACUUUAUGGUUGUAAAAUUAUAGAAUAUUUUCAAAUUCUCAUGGUGCUUAUUAAUUUAAGCAUCUAAAAUUAUUACAUCCGGUUUUAUUAGCUUUAAAGUUUAAAAAAACAU
Messenger RNA from Chrysoperla carnea, 4573 nucleotides. It is a transcript of the gene Hem, whose product is annotated as membrane-associated protein Hem. Gene Ontology annotation, biological process: cell morphogenesis; cell projection assembly; neuron projection morphogenesis. Lineage: Eukaryota; Metazoa; Arthropoda; Insecta; Neuroptera; Chrysopidae. The transcript has a single exon. Bases 107 to 3472 code for a protein of 1121 amino acids. Gene Ontology annotation, cellular component: SCAR complex. The record is from RefSeq and is a predicted model, not a curated record.